CCCAAGGGCACAUGGAACAACUUGAAGCUUCAACAAAUCAGGAACUGAACCAGCCAGUCCCUGUGUUUAAGCUUCCUUCUAAGAUCCUUUGCCGUCUUGUUCAUGUUCAGCUACUGGCAGAACAAGAGACGGAUGAUGUGUAUGCCCAGAUCACUUUGCAACCAGAAGCAAAUCAAGCAGAACCUGCAUGUCUUGAUCCAUCCUCACCUGAGCCACCAAACCAGACAGUUGAUUCCUUUUGUAAGAUUUUGACAGCAUCAGAUACGAGCACGCAUGGGGGGUUCUCUGUUCUAAGGAAGCAUGCCAAUGAGUGCCUUCCUCCAUUGGACAUGACUCAAGCAACUCCAACUCAAGAGUUGGUUGCCAAAGAUAUUCAUGGGUAUGAGUGGCGGUUCAAGCAUAUAUUUAGGGGGCAACCAAGGAGACAUUUGCUAACAACAGGGUGGAGUACCUUUGUCAGUUCUAAAAGACUGGUUGCAGGAGAUGCCUUUGUUUUUCUCAGGGGUGGUAAUGGGGAAUUACGAGUUGGGGUGAGACGUCUUGCUCGUCAGCAGAGUACAAUGCCUUCAUCAGUGAUAUCCAGCCAGAGCAUGCAUUUAGGAGUGCUGGCUACUGCUUCUCAUGCUGUUAAAACUCAGACACUCUUUGUUGUGUGUUACAAGCCAAGGACCAGCCAAUAUAUUAUAGGUGUAAACAAGUAUCUGGAGGCAAUUAAAAAUGAGUUCCGUGUUGGAAUGCGUUUCAAGAUGAGAUUUGAAGGAGAAGACUCUUUUGAGACUGAGAGAAGGUUCACGGGUACUAUAGUUGGGAUUGGAGAUAUUUCCCCCCAUUGGUCAGAAUCUAUAUGGCGGUCCUUGAAGAUUCAAUGGGAUGAACCUGCAGCGAUCCAAAGACCAGAGAGGGUUUCCCCAUGGGAGAUUGAGCCUUUUGUGGCUUCCACUUCUGUCCCUGUAAAUCCUGUUCAGCCAGCGGGAAGGAACAAAAGGCCACGACAUCUGGAUACUCCUUCUGAAAUUACUACCAACUCUGCCGCUUCAACCUUCUGGUAUCAUGGAUCAACACAGCCUCAUGAUUUAACCCAAUUAGGAAGUACCAACGAAGUCCAGAGCAGUGAAAACCAAGUUGUCUGGCCAAUGAGGCAGAAAGAAAGUGGUAGCAAUCUUGUUAGUGGCAACUGCAGCUAUAACUCAAGGGGCCUUGCUGAAAGCACUUGGCUGUCUCCUGAUGCAAACGUCUCUUUAAACCUUUUUCCAGAUUCAGUGGGUGAAAACAACAGAACUGUGAGUGCACCAUCGUUUAUCUCUGCUUAUCCUUCACCUGCUCCAUUUAGGCCAAGCAAUAGCCUUGUGCAUGAUCAGGUUGACAUUGGGAACAAAUGUGAGGCCUCUACUGGUUACCGUUUGUUUGGAAUUAAUCUGACUACCGGUAGUGGUGCUGUUACUUGUGACAAGGAACCUGGAUCUGCAACUGUCAAUUCAAGUUGUCUGAAGGGACCUGUUCUAGCUGCUUUGGAUGCCGAUAGGGUAAAAAAUGUAGAUAGUUCAAAGGCUUUGAAGGAACAGAACCAGGUCACAGCAGAGGCAUCACCCAAGGAGGUGCAGACUAAGCAGGGUCCUGCUGUUUCUAAUUCCAUGAGAACUCGUACAAAGGUGCAAAUGCAAGGGAUUGCUGUUGGUCGUGCUGUUGAUCUAGCUGGGCUGAAAGGAUAUGAUGAACUCAUAGCUGAACUAGAGAAUAUGUUUGAUAUCAAAGGAGCGCUAAGCCUCCGUGACAAAUGGGAAGUUGUCUUUACUGAUGAUGAGGGUGAUAUGAUGCUUGUGGGCGAUGAUCCAUGGCAUGAAUUCUGUAAGAUGGCAAGGAAGAUCUUCAUAUAUUCAACUGAGGAGGUGAAGAAGAUGACUGCAAGACGUAAACUUCCAGCUUCAUCGUCAUUGGAGGGUGAAGGGACUGUUUUAAGCCUGGACUCCGAACUUAAGUCUGAAAAAUGAAAAUUCAGAAAAUAUGUUAUUUUCUUAAUUUGUGGUGUUUUUCGGUUUCCCUUGGCUUGGAAGGUAGGAGAAGAAACUCUGGUGGUAGUUAUAUGUAUAUAUAUAUAUAUAUAUAUUCCUUUUUCGGAGCUUAAUUUUCUCUAGGAGAAUAGAGGGCUGAAAGAAACGGGUUAUACAGACAUGGAAUUUGAUGGAAGGAGAACUAAAAAUCUAAUCCCAAAGGAUACUAUUAUGGUAGGUUUAGGAAUGAAACCUGUGUAUACCUUCGUUUUGUGGGGUAGGCGGUUUUUAUUUGAAGUCAGUAAGCAUGUAAAAACAUAAAUGCUUUAAAUCUUAUCUAAACUUCUUGUUGUAGGCAAUUGUAGAUUGCAUGUG
Messenger RNA from Rubroshorea leprosula, 2363 nucleotides. The record is from the annotation of a GenBank genome assembly. NCBI's taxonomy places the organism in Eukaryota, Viridiplantae, Streptophyta, Magnoliopsida, Malvales, Dipterocarpaceae.